AUGACCUGUUUCACGAUGAGCUUAGCCAACAAUAUGGAUCGUAAUGUAGUUUCAGGCGUCUUACCAAACCUUAAACGUGCUUUCCAAGUGGACGAUCAACUAUCAGGUUUAAUACAAACAUUGUCAAUAUGUGGCUUUCUACUUUUUGCUCCUAUAUUUGGAUAUCUUGGAGAUCGGUAUAACAGAAAUCAUGUCAUGGCUUUUGGUAUGCUGAUUUGGUCAAGUGUUAUCAUGGUAUCUUCCUUCAUACCGGAAGGAAGCCAACAUUUUUGGUUAUUACUUCUACUACGAGCAACAGUCGGAAUAGGAGAAGCUAGCUUUGCAUCAAAUGCUCCUAGCAUUUUUGCAGACCUUUUUACGAAAGAUAAUCGAUCACGAAUACUAGCUUUGUUUAAUCUUGGCAUCUCGAUAGGAAGUGGUUUAGGUUAUUGGACAGGAACUACGGUGAAUCUAGCCACUCAUUCUUGGAGAGCAGCAUUUCGAAUUGCUCCUUGUAUAGGAGGUGCAGCCGCAAUUGUUUGUGCACUAUUUAACGCUAAUCCUCCUCAUGGUGAAGCUGAUAUCAGAGGGCAAAUUUCAAAAAGCGGUCAUGGAAUAAAACCAACAUCACUUAAAGAAGAUAUCAUCGAUAUUAUUAUGACAAAGACUUUUAUAUGGACAACUAUAGGAUUUACAUGCCAACUAUUUGCUACUGGAGUAAUGGCAUUUUGGGGACCUUCUAUUAUAUUUUAUGUAGUUAUUAGCUCGAAAGGAACAGCAAACUUAUCAACGAUCGGUUCAAUUUUUGGUCUCGUUCUUUGCAUAUCCGGUAUUGUGGGAACGAUGCUUGGCGCUGAGAUAACUAGAUGGGCAAAAAAACAUGGAUAUCAAUGUGCUGAUGUUAUCCUAUGCGCAAUAGCAUCUGGUGCCUCAGGAAUUUGCAUCUAUGCAGUUUCAAUACUGAUUUCAUAUAAUAUGGCAUUAACUUGGGCUAUUAUUUUUGUAACGUUUAUGUUUUUAUGUAUGGUAUGGACACCAAUUCUAGAUAUAGUAUUAUAUACUAUUAUCCCAGCUCGACGAUCUACUGCUCAAGCCUUCCAAAUAACAAUCUCACAUUUAUUCGGAGAUGCAUUUAGCCCAUACGUUAUUGGUGCUAUAGCAGAUAGUAUAACGACAAGCAAGGAUCCUGUUUCUCAAUCAUAUGCAUUAAGAUAUGCAAUGAUGGCUAGCCCAUUUUUAUGUAUCAUUGGCUGUGGCUGUUUCUUAAUUGCAUCCUUUACUCUGGUUCAUGACCAACAAGUUAUGAUAUCUAGAAUUAUCCAUAUCUCAAAAGCUUACAGCGAUCCUGAGCGCAUAAAUAAAUUGAGUGAUACAGAAGUGGAGAAACUUCCAAUUAUUGGCUACGAACCAGCAAAAUAA
Molecule: messenger RNA, 1398 nt
Organism: Trichoplax adhaerens
Lineage: Eukaryota; Metazoa; Placozoa; Uniplacotomia; Trichoplacea; Trichoplacidae
Exons: 11
Coding region: 1-1398 (465 amino acids)
Biological process (GO): transmembrane transport
Cellular component (GO): membrane
Molecular function (GO): transmembrane transporter activity
Source: RefSeq, a predicted model, not a curated record